AUGAGUACAAAUAUUCAUGACAAAGUAGCAAAAUUAAGUUUGGACUGUUUUAAAAUAUUGCCUAAAUCUGGUAAACCCAUAAGUACGGAAUGGACUGUAUUAUCUUGUAUAGUACAAGAUAUUGAUGGCGAAUUGACAGUUGUAGCCUUGGGAACCGGAUCCAAAUGUAUAGGAGCUUCAAAAAUGUCUGAAAAAGGAGAUAUUUUGAAUGAUUCCCAUGCGGAAGUUAUGUGUAGACGAUCAUUUCUUAGAUACAUUUAUGAUCAGAUGAGUUUGGAGUCUAAAAUUAUUAAAUUCAACAAGGAUGUUUCAAAAUUUUUGCUGGAUCCUCGGGUCAAAUUUCAUUUUUUCACUACAAUGGUACCUUGUGGAGAUGCAGCUAUUUUUCCAAUGUACGAUAGCAGUGAAUUGGGUGAUAUAGUUGAAGAUAAUGAAGACGAUCUAAAUCCAAAUAAAAGAAAAAAAAUUGAUAUUUUCAGAACUGGUGCGAAAUGUUUAGAAUCAAGUGAUAAAAUUGACCCAAAGCUACCAGGGUCAGAUUUCCAUGUCACAGGAGUCGUGAGAACAAAACCGGGAAGAGGAGACCGAACCCUGUCUGUAUCUUGCAGUGACAAACUGGCCAAAUGGCUUCAUUUAGGCGUUCAGGGUGCGCUUCUCUCAAUUCUCUUAGACAGUCCGAUUUAUCUUUCCAGUUUCACAUAUCCAUCUAAUACGCCAUUUAAUAAAGAGGCAUUGGAAAGAGCAUUUUAUGAUAGAUUCGGAUUAGUACAUUUUAAGGAUCCUUACAAGCAAAACAAAAUUAUUUUCGGUAAAAGUUCAGUUCAUUUUGAUUUUUUUAAAGAUGACUCUAAGCAACCGUGUCCUUCGAGUAUAUCAUGGUAUCUAGGCAAAGGGAAAAGACUGGAAGUAGCAGUUGAAGGCAAACGUCAAGGAGUUACAAAGAAAAAAUUGAACAACAAAGCUGGACGCCUGAAGAUUUGCAAGCUGGAACUAUUCAAAACUUUCAUGGAUAUUUGCGAAACCAGAAAAAUCCAACUCAAACCCGACUGUGAUAACCUUUUAUUACAAAUUUACUUUUGGUAA
This is a messenger RNA of Diorhabda carinulata, 1083 nucleotides long. It is a transcript of the gene Adat1, whose product is annotated as tRNA-specific adenosine deaminase 1. Lineage: Eukaryota; Metazoa; Arthropoda; Insecta; Coleoptera; Chrysomelidae. Gene Ontology annotation, molecular function: RNA binding; adenosine deaminase activity. The coding region runs from base 1 to 1083 and encodes 360 amino acids. The transcript is spliced from 4 exons. The record is from RefSeq and is a predicted model, not a curated record. Gene Ontology annotation, biological process: RNA processing.